Molecule: messenger RNA, 851 nt
Organism: Larimichthys crocea (large yellow croaker)
Lineage: Eukaryota; Metazoa; Chordata; Actinopteri; Sciaenidae
Gene: immp1l
Product: inner mitochondrial membrane peptidase subunit 1
Exons: 7
Coding region: 256-774 (172 amino acids)
Cellular component (GO): membrane; mitochondrial inner membrane peptidase complex
Molecular function (GO): serine-type endopeptidase activity
Source: RefSeq, a predicted model, not a curated record
UGUGUGGCUACCGCUAGCUCCAGGUCCCAGCAGCAGACUGACCGAGCAGAUAGUCGAGUGACGUGACGCCGGUCGACACUAAGAGUUGUCCAUUUUGAACCGACGGUCUGGUGCCAGGGGACGUUGCUGGCGCUCGACCAAUGGGAGCAGAGGUUGUUACGGAGCGUCGCGUUCGGACUCCCGUGUGGAGGAAGUUCAGUUUGUUAUGAUAAGUGCAUGGUCGGAGCGUUGAGUCGCUCAGUCUGAUAGGUGGAGAUGUUCCGCAAUGUGCUAUGGAAGACUUUGGGGUUUGUUGGCUACACAAUCCAGUAUGGCUGCAUUGCUCACUGUGCCUUCGAAUACAUAGGAGAAGUUGUGGUGUGUUCUGGUCCAUCCAUGGAGCCCACCAUUGUCAACCAUGAUGUUGUCUUCUCUGAACGCAUGAGUCGUCACCUUUGCAAAAUACAAAAGGAUGAUAUAGUAAUUGCAAAGUGUCCAUUUGACCCACAUAUGAACAUUUGUAAAAGGGUCAUUGGAUUGGAGGGUGACAAGGUCCUCACAAGUGACCCAUCAGAUCUGUUCAAGGCCCACACAUAUGUACCAAAAGGCCACGUAUGGCUAGAAGGGGAUAACCUUAGGAAUUCCAAUGACUCAAGGAACUAUGGCCCAAUUCCCUAUGCCCUCAUCCGAGGGCGUGUUUGCUUAAAGCUCUGGCCGCCACACAGUGUCGGGACCCUCAAUGGAAGCCCAACUAGGCGGAUCAUUAAAACUCAGAGUGACUCAGACUCAGAUUGACUAAUUGAUUUUGUUUAUACCAUACUUUGCUAUGUUUUCAAUAAUUUUUGAAUAAAAUUUAUAUUUGCUAUACAUGC